AUGAGAUUUCGUCAGAAAGAAAUUGGUGUAGUUUCGGAUAUAAAAAAGGCCUUUUUACAGAUAUCUGUGGGCCAAAGAAGACCAGAUUUCUUAGAUUCAUAUGGAGGGAAGAUUAUAAGAAAAAAACAAAAAAUUUAUCGUCACCGACGAGUAGUGAUUGGACUUACGAGCAGCCCUUUCUUACUAGCUGCCGUUCUAGAUUACCAUUUGGAACAAAAUGAAAGCCAUUUUCCUGAAACCGUAGAAAAUCUGAGGAAUGCAUUCUAUGUGGAUAACUGCAUAACUUCGGUAACUAGUCAAGAUGAAAUUAAAAAAUUCAUUUUUGAAACAAAACAGAUUCUAGCUGCGGGUUGUUUCGAUUAA
Messenger RNA from Stegodyphus dumicola, 363 nucleotides. RefSeq lists its product as uncharacterized. Lineage: Eukaryota; Metazoa; Arthropoda; Arachnida; Araneae; Eresidae. The record is from RefSeq and is a predicted model, not a curated record.